Molecule: messenger RNA, 7824 nt
Organism: Polyodon spathula (Mississippi paddlefish)
Lineage: Eukaryota; Metazoa; Chordata; Actinopteri; Acipenseriformes; Polyodontidae
Gene: numa1
Product: nuclear mitotic apparatus protein 1
Exons: 26
Coding region: 518-7531 (2337 amino acids)
Biological process (GO): establishment of mitotic spindle orientation
Cellular component (GO): spindle microtubule; spindle pole; centrosome
Molecular function (GO): microtubule binding
Source: RefSeq, a predicted model, not a curated record
ACAGUAGCAGACUCUCAUUAAUAUUGUACCUAACAAUAUACAUCUCUGUAUACAUUAAACUAAAAAGGGAUGCUGCGUUUUUUAGUACUGCAAUAUGUUCUGCCCAUUUUCUGCGUAACAUUGUUAUGCUUCUGUAUCACUACAUUUUUAAAGUUACUUUUUUUUAAUGUUCAAAAGUGUUAUUACAAAACCGCGAAUGACGACCACUACAAAUUAUUAGCAAGCCUAGUGCUGUGUCACAAAACCCAAACUGUCGAAACAUGUUCUUGCUACAAAAACACAACAGCAUGUCUUUACAUACAGCUGUAUCGUUUUAUCUGCAGCCACAUACUCCGGGAGCGUAACGCGCCUGUGUGCGUAAUGUCUCGUAGUGCGCUGUGCGUGGCCAAUGAAUGAGCUGGUAAAGGCAAGCGCUGAAAUUUGAAAAUUAUCACAAGCAGUAGGGAAGGGGUAAUAGAUGGUCAACAGUAGACUACGUAGGGGACUUCUAAGGAAAAUUGAGAGCAAGUUGGUAUAAAUGGCUCUCCACGAAACAAAAGAGUUGGCACUGUUAAUGUGGAUUAACAGCCUCAACAUCGAAGAACCAAUUGACAAAAUCUGUAAACUGCAAGACGGCAGUCUUUUAGUCAAGCUGAUCUUCAGAUUAAAUGGGAAAGAAGACCAAGUCCAGAAAACUUUAGACCAACCCCUCGAAGGAAGAUGGAACUAUAUCGCUAACUUCUUACAAAGUCAGUGCAAGUAUAACCCUGACUUAGGAACCAUUGUCUCGUGGCAGAAUAUAGUAAAUGGAAAAAGCCUGGAUGUGGAGCUGUCAAAGGUCACUGUCCUUCUCCUGUAUUACUCCAAUAUGUGUGGGAGACAUGUGCAAGAGUUUGAGAAGCUCAAUUAUAAGAUCCAGGCUGAGUUGGCAUCUGUCCUUCGGUUUGUUCUUGAUAAUGAGGAUCACCUUUACCUGAAUAACAAUUUAGAGCACUUCCUGAAGAGACAAGUGGUUUUCCCCUUAUCCAGUGUCUCUAGCAUGUCCAGUGUCAGUGAUGACGAAUCCCCCAUCUUCAAAAGGAAGAGGAGAACCGAAGUACAAUUUGUUGACUUGCACACAGUAGCGACUUCCUCAGUCAGCUCUCCCAUACAGGAUGUCCUGAAGACCCCACAGUUCCAGCUACGCAAGAUGCAGAAACAGAUGGCCCUUGAGAGAAACAUGAGAGAUGACCUGGAGCUAGAGUUGGCUGCCAGCUGUAAAAUAAUCACAGAGAAGGAGACCCAGCUGUGUCUGUUGCAGCAGAGAAUCCAGCGGCUGGUGAGGCAAAAUGAUGAGCAGGAGCCCAAGGAGCUGGAGGAACUGAGGGAUAAAAAUGAAAGUUUGUUAAAACGUUUGCAAGACACGCUAAAACAAUGUCAAGAUUUAAAAACAAACAAAAGCCAAAUGGAGAGAAAGGUUGACAAACUUACUGAGGAAAAUGGAGAGCUCUCGUACCAGAUGCGUGACGUUGUGGUUCGUCUUGCUCAAGCCCAACAUGCUGUUGACCUGCUGUCUGAUGAGCAGGAGGCAUCAAAGAGAGAUUGGGAGUCCAAAAGGACCCAGCUGGAGAGUGAAUUCUCCCAGGCCAUUGCAGACAAGGAAUGUUUGGAAGAGAGAAUUCUGAUUCUUCAAGGCAAGAUCUCGUUACUUGAGGAGCAGCUGAGGAAGGCGACGGAGGUUCAAGUACAAGAGACAGGCGAGGUCAUUGGAGACAUACUGCAGCUGGAAGGUUUGAGGCAAGAAGUAGCUGAACUGAACACAAAGUUAUCCCAACUGCAAGCUGUCAUAGCUGGACUAGAGGAUGAAAAAUCACAAGUCCUAGCUCAGCUGACUACGGAAAGAGCCCAAUUUGAGAGUGAGAAGUCCCAGCUCUCUGAGUUAAUCUCAGGACUGCAGCAAACCCUGUCUGACCUCGGUCGCGAGAAAGAGGCAUUGGAGUGUGCUGCUUUGGAGCAACGGGAGACAUUUUCUGUCCAGAUAGAGACUCUAAAUGUGGAGAUCUCCAAACUCAGUGAGCUGGUACAGCAGAGGGAGCUGGAGCUGACUGGCCUUCACAAGCAGAUUGAAGAGGAGAGGAAGCAGAAAGGUCAGCUGGUGGAAGAAAUGGAAAAGCAAGAGCAGUCUGCUCGGGAAACCAUUAACAAUCUUAGCCUGCAGGUUGAUGAACUUGGGAGCGCCUUAAAGGUCAAAGAGGAAGAAGUGAUCUCCAGCACUCGACUGUGGGAGAUUGAGAGGGAGGAAGGAGCACGGGCAGUUGCUGCUUUGCAAGAGGUGUCCGCUAGCGCUGCCAGCGAGCGGGAUGCCGUUUUGAUGGAAUACCAGGAAUUUCAAAAGGCAAAAGAGGAAGAGAUUGGUGGGUUUAGCCAACAGAUCCAGACCCUGGAAGAAGACCGGAUAGUGAAUCAGAGUCUUAUCUCUGAGCUACGAAGGGAAAAGAAAGCGCUGGAGCAGAGGGUUGCAGAGUUGGAGGCUACUGUAGUUGAGCUGAGUGCCAAAUGCCAGAGCCUGCAGUCUGAGAAUGAAGCUCAGAGCCAUAGGCAUUUAGAAGCUGUUGAGUCAUUAACUGCACGCCUGCGGGAGGCUGAGGAGGCACUACAGGAGUAUGAAAGGAAGUUAGCCCAUCACUCUGUGGUCCUUGAUGAAAACCAGAGCCUCCGUGAUCAACUGGCUACCAUAGAGGAGAAUGUAGCAGGCUUACGUGUAGAGCUGGAAGCUGAGAAGCUGAAGUUUGAAGAGGCUCGUUCUGCUGAGCUUGGGAAGGUCUCCCGGAUGGGGCAGGAGGUUCAAGCGCUUGAGUCCAAGACCUUGGAAAUCUCAGCAGAGCUGGAGCUUGUCCGCAAGGAGCUUCUUGAAGAGCGGGAAGGAAAGGUUGCUAUUGAGUCCUCUUUGGAGUGCCUGAAGGAGGAGGGCAAAGAGAAAACAAAUACCCUGAGGCUGGAGGUUGAACAAGCCCUUUCCACGAUCAGGGAAAAAGAAGCAGAAAUCUGGAAGCUAGACUUUGAUCUGGGAAAGCUCCGUGAUCAGAUGGCAGUUGCUCAGGAAUUCAAGAUUCGAGAGCUGGCUGAAAAGGAGGGGGAGAUUGCAAAGUUGAUCAAAGAGAUGAAGCAAACACUGGUAGAACUAGAGGAAACAAAGAAGGCAAAAGCGGACAUGGAGGCUUGUCUCCAAAUGAGCAUUGGGGAGCACCAGGAUCAGCUGUCUGCACUGCGUCUGGAGCAAGCCAAUACUUUAUUUAGCCUGAAGAAAAGAGAAUCUGAACUGGAAAGCCUGCAUGCUGAAUUAUCCUUGAAACAAGAAGAGCUUAGAAACCAACAAGAGCAUGUCCUCCACCUGCAGAAGGAGGUCUCUCUGAUGGAAAUGCUAAGAAAUCAGGUAGCUGUACAAGAGAAGGAAACCCAGCAGUAUAAACAGGAGGCUGAAGUUCGAGAUAAUGAGUUCCAAGGGCUAAAGACUUUGCUAGCAACAAAAGAGAAUGAAAUCAAGAGUUUCCUGCAGAGAAUUGAUGAUGGAGAAGAAAAGGCUACUGUAAUGCAGGCUGUCCAUCAACAAAGGGAAGUAGAAAUCCAGACCCUAAAAUCAAGAAUUUUGGAGCUGGAGCAGGGUUGCUUGGAGCAAAAGCAAGCCAUCUCUGUGCUGGAAAAGGAAGUAGCAGAUGCCCGGACACUGUUGCAGAAUAAAACCACAGCCUUUGAUACUCUUGCGAACAAACUGCAGGAUCUUCAGCUAGAGCUUGCUCAGCAGCAAGAGAAGACUUUUUCAUUGGAAUGUCGACUGGAGGCAUCAGAAUCUGCCAAAAGUGAGCAAGAAUCGCUAGUGCUAAAUCUCCGCAAGGAAGUAGAUGAGGCACGUUCUUCCAAAUAUCUCCUUGAGGAGACAUUGAAAGAACAAGCGUCCAGUUUUGAGCAAAAAAUUGAAAGACAGAGGGCAGUUUUGGCUAAACUAAAAGAACAAGAGUCCACUAGGCAGGAAGAGCAAAAGGAAAGAGACAUUCUGAGGAGCCAGGCAGUUGCUGCAGAGGAAAUGCAUCGCAAAGAGCUGGAGAAAACCAUAGAGAAUCUCCAGGCUGAAGUCAGUGCAGCGUCCUCUCUAGUUUCUCAAAAACAACUGAUGGUUGAACAUUUACAGAAGGAUCUAACGGAGAGACAAAAGGAGAUGGAUGCCCAGAGAAUCCAGGUAUGUGCCGCAAAGGAAUUGCAGUGCAGGGAGUUGGAGGAAACCAUUGAAAAGCUCCAGGUAGAAGUGCGCUCUACAUCCGCCAUUGCCUCUGAAAGAGAAAAGGCCUCUGAGACAUUCCAGAAUAAACUUGUGUUGCUACAACAGGAAAUGGAGAAGGAAAAAGAAAGGGACAUCCUGAGAACCCAUGCAUCUGCUACAGAGGAAUCUCUGCGGAAAAAGCUAGAAGAAACCAUUGAAAUACUACGUGCAGAAGUCUCUUCUGCAUCCGCCCUUGCUUCAGAAAGAGAGCUGGCAGUUGAGAAGCUUAGGCAGGAACUCUCCUCCUUGCACGAAGAAAUAAAUAAGCAAAAAGAUAAUUUGAGAUCUGUAGCCACUAUAGAAGAAGCCAAGCGAAAACAGCUUGAGGAAACCAUAACAGUUCUGCAGGCUGAAGUCCGUGCAGCAAAUGACCUCACAGGUGAAAGAGAACAGGUGGCAGAGACUUUGCAGAGGGAACUCUCUUCCCUUCAAGAAGAAAUGCAGAAGCUAAAAGACGAGGCUAUUCUGAGAAACCAGGCAGCUGCCAUGAAGGAAACCCAACACGGAGAGCUGGAGGAAAGUAUAGAGACACUUCGAACAGAAGCCCUUGUUGUGUCUUCCCUCUUCUCUGAAAGAGAACAGACAGUGGAGAUGUUACAGAAGGAACUCUCCUCCCUGCAGAAGGAAUUGGAGAAGCGGGCAGUUGAAGGGGAUGCCCUGAAAAAAGAAGACACAGAGAAACCGUUUAAUGUAAAGCUGGAAUCUGAUCUUGCAAGCCAGAGUGAAGGAGAGCUGACAAGCCUGCGCCAGGAGCUGACAAAUGCCCAAGCCCUUAUCGGGGAGUUGAUGCAGUCCAAGCGGCAGUGCCAGCAGCAGCAGUCUGAGCUAUGUCUACUUCAAACCAGACACCAAGAGGAACUGGAGCAGAGGGAGAGGAUAAUGACCACCCUGGAAGAUGAGCUCCAGCAGGCCAAGGAUGAACUUCAUAUUCUCAGACCACUGAGGGAGAAAAUCAAUGAACAAGCUUGCAGCCUCCUGAAGCUGCAAGCAGAGAACAGCACUUACAAAGAGCAGGUGUGCAAGCUCCAGCAUGCAAACAGCCAGCUAACCAGCGAGAGCCUGGAGAUCUGCUCUGACUCCACUCAAGGGAUCCGCAGGUUCGAUGCCGAAAUGGCAAAGGCAAGAGAGGGUCACUCGCUGGAGCUGGAAAAGCUGAGGGCAGAGCAUCAGAGACAGCUAGCCAACCAUAAAGUAGAGGCCCAGGACUUCAAGAAUGGACUGGAUGCUAUGACUAGGAAGUACGAGAAAGCCAAGCUGAAGAUGCUAGAUGAUCGGCAGAAGUUCCAGGAGGAAAGGCAGAAGCUGGCGACGCAGGUGGAGGAGAUGCAGAAGCUUCUUGAUAUAGAAACACAGAAGUUAGAUGAGAUGACUAAAAAACUUGCUGAACAUAAAGCCACAGCCAUGUCACAACAUCAGAAAGUAAAGGUGAGAGAGACUGAAUUCCAGGAGGAUGUGAAAAUACAGAAGCAGCAGAUCUCUGAACUCCAAACUCAAUUGACCCAGAAAGAGCAGGCCCUCGAUCACUACAAGGCACAGGUUGAGAAGGCCAAGGCUCAUUAUAAUUCCAAGAAGCAGCUGCUGCAGGAAGCGCUCGAGCAGGUGCAGGCCCUGGAGACGGCACUCGAAAGCAGCCAGCGAGAGAACAGCCAUUUGAAGACUGAGUCUAAACAGCUAGACUUGGAGCUACAGCAGUCUCAACUGAAUGCCAAGAACCUGGCCACCAAGAUCAGCAGCCUGCAAGCACAGGUUGACUAUGCUGACAGACAGUUGCGUAGCCUUGGGAAGUUACAAGUGGCCACAGACGUCUUUAAGAGCCGAGAGUCGCUGUGUCCGAAUAUCCUAGAGAAGGACGAGGAUGUGAGCAAUGAUAGCCUGGAAGUGAGCCACGAUGAUGCAGAUAUCUUCAACUCCACCAGGAAGCCAGUCCCUCCGGUGGCAGUGACCCCUAUGGCAGCGAGGAGCUCGGAACGCCUGGCUGCACAGCGUCGGACCAAAAAGGGAGAGUCUCUGGAGUCCUUGUACUUCACCCCCCUGCCAGCCAAACGUGAUGCCAAUCUGGAGAGCAGCAUUGACUCCCUGGGUGAGCUGACUCUCAACUCUUCCAAGAAGACGCGCUCCGCCCGCCGGCGGACCACCCAAGUCAUCAACAUCACCCUCACAAAGAAGACUCCAGGACCUGAGCCAGGUAGUGCCAACACCUCCUUCCACAGCCUCCAGUCAGCCCAGUCCCACCUGGACCUCUUCUCCCAGAGGGGCCGGCCUGUCUCCACCAGCUCCUUCUCCUCCCACUACAGCUUCUCACAGGAAUCGCUUGAAGAGGGCUCUGUUACCGAGACACUGCGCAGUCUUCCUGGGUAUCGUCAACCACCUGCCACUGUCAUCACUGCUGCGCCAGACCGGAGGAGUACCAACUCGUUCAUCAUUGGGUCUCAGAAUGAACCAGAACAUACUGAUGACUGGAUGCGGAUUGCAGAAUUACAGGCCCGGAACAAGGCGUGUCUUCCACAUCUAAAAACCAGCUACCCGCUGGAGUCCAGACCUACCACCCACAUCCCGUUCAGCAUCUCUGAUGAGGAUGUGAAACUGGGAGACCCAACUGAGACGAUCAGGCGUGCCUCGAUGCUGCCUGGUCAGAUCCGCGAUGGCGUUUCUUCUCACCGGGCCUCGAUGCUGCCUGGUCAAAUCCGCGAUGGCGUCUCUUCUCACCGGGCCUCGAUGCUGCCUGGGCAGAUCCGUGAAGGGGUGUCCUCUCACCGUCAGUCCCUGCUGCCAGUGCCUGCCUUCGACCCCAGCUGGCAGAGCAACAGUGGCGUCGCCACCCGCCAGCAGACCAAACGUUCCUGUGGUGAACCACACCAGGGCGGGGACACACCUGAGUCCAAGAAAAUGGCCAGCUGCUUCCCACGUCCCAUGACCCCGAAGGAUAAGAAUGACCGCCGCUACACCAUGCAGAACUCCCAGAACAAGCCAUCCAGCUCCCAUGCUGACCGGCGCCAGUCCAUGUCCUUCAGUGUCCUCAACACACCUAAAGGCAAGCAGGGGAGCAACAUUCUGCAGAGGGGACUCAACAGAAUGAGAGCGAGCACAAGGAAAUCUCCCAGUUCCUCUACAAAUAAAACUCCCCUGCGCUCCGGCAACAAAUCACCUCUCGCUACCAGCACUAAAUCACCCCGGGUCACCAGCAACAAGUUCCCUAAAGUUACUGCAAGCACAAAAAAGAGCACCGGUUGCAAACUAAUGAAAAACAUGAAGAUAUAAAAAUGACCGCUAUCAAGGAGACGAGAAACUGACUGGAACUGCACAUGCUCUGGGACUGGAAAAGGGUGCUUUUACAGUUCCACUGUACCCUAUUAUAUAAGAAUGUGUAAAUAUGUAAUUAUGGAGCACUAUUAUACUGGAGCACUCUGUGUGUACACUGGAAUGUGCACAUAUACUUCAUCUUUCAUGAACAAGGGUUUCCUGUAACAUGUACAGUUACAAAGCUUCAUUUUAGAAAGCCCCCUGCUUACUGAUACAAUAGUAGUGUGUGCAGGGUCUGCAGUUGUAUGCAC